GAAACAAGGCCACGAUAAACUCUUUCGGGAACUCAUCGAUGCCAACGCAUUGCUUAUCGGUGGAUUUAACCUGGAGGACUACUUUCCCAUGUUGGUGAAGCUGGGCAUCAUCAAGAGGAUGGUUUGUGCCAAAGCUAGAAAGAUUAACAAGAUGUGGGAUGACCUUCUCAAUAAUCUCAUCGAUGAGCAUGCAAGCAAGCCGACGUCAGAACAUGACAACGAGGAGAAUGACUUCAUCGAUGUGUUGCUUUCUAUUCAACAUGAGUACAACCUCACGAGAGACCAUAUUAAAGCCCAGAUGGCGAUCAUGUUCGAAGCUGGGACAGAUACAUCAUUUAUAGUACUAGAAUAUGCAAUGAUUCGGCUCGUGCAAAAUCCUCGCCUCAUGGAGAAGCUACAAGAUGAGUUGAGGAGUUCUAUACCAAAGGGAAAAGAAAUGGUUACCGAAGACGAUAUCAAAAAUUUGGCCUAUUUGGAGGCAGUCAUCAAAGAGACACUUCGGCUACAUAUGCCUGCACCGCUCCUUGUGCCCCACCACUCCAUGGCCGACUGCAACAUAAAAGGCUACAAGAUACCAUCAGGAACGCGCACCAUCAUCAAUAGUUGGGCCCUUGCAAGGGACCCUGGCAGUUGGGAGAAUGCGCAGAAGUUCAUGCCUGAGCGGUUCAUGGAUGGCGGUAGUGCCGCAACUAUGGACUACAAGGGAAAUGAUUUCGCCUACUUGCCAUUUGGCACCGGGCGGCGGAUGUGUCCAGGCUUCAACUUUGGGAUUGCGACCAUUGAAAUCAUGCUAGCAAAUCUAGUGUACCGCUUCAACUGGAAGCUACCAGAAGAGUCGAUGAAAGGCAGCAUCAGUAUGACUGAAUUAUUUGGGGUGACAAUACGCCGGAAGGAGAAGCUCCUUCUUGUCCCUAUAGUGCUAGAAGAUUAAGAUAUUGGUCCAUAUUAUUUUGUGUGUGUGUGUGUGUGUGUGUGUGUGUGUGUGUGUGGAGAAGAUUGACCACUCGUGUGUGCUCUGCCUACAUAAUAGUAUUGUCUAUGUGAAA
Molecule: messenger RNA, 1046 nt
Organism: Triticum urartu
Lineage: Eukaryota; Viridiplantae; Streptophyta; Magnoliopsida; Poales; Poaceae
Source: RefSeq, a predicted model, not a curated record